UGUAUCACACAGGAAUAUCUCAGGAAGAAGAAUCCAGCUGCUUCUGGGCUUACCUACAACAAGCACUGUGGAAGAAAAUUCACCAGCUGGUGUUUCUGUUUAUACCUUUAAUGUGACUGUUUCCCCACUGUCCUCUGAAGGUGUUGCAAUACAUCCUACCAUAAUAAAUUCAAAUCCACUUACAAAAGCCUUUGAUAUUAUACCCGUAGGAGGCCUUGCAUACAGGGUUGUUACCACUGGAAACCCUGUCCUAGAUUAUGAAACUAUGCCGAAGAGUUUUGAUUUACAGAUUUUUGUGGAAGAUACAAGUGGGAGAACUGACCUUAACACACUGGCUGUCCAAGUACAAGAUAAAAACGAACCUCCUGUAUUUCAGGGAAAUAUGGCAAUUCAAACUGUAGAGAUCUACAUCUUGGAAGGAAGCAGAACACCACCUGGAUUUAUUUACCAAGUUGAAGCAGCUGAUCCCGAAGAUGCUCAACUCCAGUAUUCACUGGCCCCUGCAUCAGUGCCCUUCUCAGUCUUCGAAAGUGGAGCCAUUUUUUCUGAAAGAGAAUUUGAUUAUGAGAAAGAUCCACAUAGUUACUUUUUAAACAUAACCGUGACAGAUCCGGAGGGACUCCGCUCUACUAAAACAGUGAAUAUAAAUAUCAUUAACACCAAUGAUGAAAGACCUUACUUUAUCACAAAACAAAGAAUCUACAAGAUCCCGGAGGAGCAAAGCCCAGGCACUGUUGUUGCCAAUAUAACAGCUAAAGACCCUGAUGAUGAAGAAGAGUUUCCCAGCAGACUUUUUUACAGUAUCCAGUCUUCUGAAGAGUACUUCUCCAUAAAUCCAUCGAGCGGUGUGGUGCAGGUGGCCAGGAGAAUCAACCGAGAAGCCCUGACACUUCACCCCAAUAUCUCGGUGAUCGUGCGUGUGGAGGACAGCCCCAGCGGAGGUCAGGCCAGCGAAAUGGAAAUCACGAUCGUUAUCGAAGACAUCAACGACAACCUGCCCGAAUGCAAACCUUCUACCUUCAGGGAAGAAAUAAAUGAAAAUACUACUGCUGGGACACUUCUUCUGGAUCUCAGAAAUUUCUGUAAAGAUUCAGAUGUAGAUCCACCCAACAAUCUAAUUAAUUUCACUGGACUGUCUGGUUUGGGAAGCAAUAAAUUCGCUCUGGAUUCCAUGUCUGGGAGACUUGUGAUGACGGAAAGUAUUGAUUUAGAAAACCCAACUAAUCUAGGAGCUGAAGUGUUUUCUUUGACUGUCAGGGUACAAGAUAUUGCCUGGCCUAACUACUCAAAUAUCAUCUACAUUUACAUCAGGAUAAGGCCAGUGAAUGAAUAUUUUCCAGUCUUUGGUAGUUUACUGUAUGAAUUUAAUGUUUCAGAAAUUACUAAAGCUGGAUCCAGCAUUGGAAAAGUGAAUGCCAAAGACAAAGACUGGCCACCCAGUGUCAUCACUUAUUCCAUUGUAGCUGGAGGGGGCACCAAGGAUUACACAAAUAUAUUCUGGAUCAAUCCAACUGAAGGAGAUGUGAAGAUCUUAGCUAGAUUAGACUAUGAAACCACUCAAAGAUUCCUUCUCACAGUACAGGCCUCAGACCAAGAGAAAACUGCAACAGUAUCUGUAACUGUCAAUGUUUUGGAAGUAAAUGAUGAAGAACCAGUUUGCUCACCCAAUUUCUACUCAUUUCAAAUCCCAGUUAGCUUGGCUGUUGGGACUAAUAUUAAUGGAUUCAGGAUUGUAUGUCAAGAUCGCGAUUCUGAUCCCAGGUCUUUCCGAUACUUCAUUAAUGAAGGCAACGUGAACAAUCAUUUCACCUUUUCACCGAGUGCUGGUUCCAACACGUCGCGGUUGAUUCUUGCAUCUAGGUUUGACUAUGACAGUGGUUUCGAUACCCACUGGAUUUACAGACUGCGUGUCUAUAUAACAGAUGACAAUUUGCUGUCUGCCAGGGACAAAACUACAGACUUGAUUAAAACUGGUACAGUUACUCUGAGCAUCAGAGUUAUCCCAAACCCAACUACUGUUAUUACCACUACACCCGGCUUUACUCUUGUGACGCGAAGGGAAAACCUCUAUUCGGAGUCGGCGUGGUACGUGCCGUUCGUCGUCACCCUCGGCAGCCUGCUGCUCCUCGGGCUCCUGGGGUACGCGGUGCUGCUGCUGGCGAGGAGCCUCCGCGCUCGCUGCCCUCCCGCACGGAAAGCCGGCGACGCUCCGCUGUGA
Molecule: messenger RNA, 2218 nt
Organism: Tinamus guttatus (white-throated tinamou)
Lineage: Eukaryota; Metazoa; Chordata; Aves; Tinamiformes; Tinamidae
Source: RefSeq, a predicted model, not a curated record